AUAUUUACCCGCUACAAUGAUACCACUGGGGUGUUCUAUCAUAUUGGUUUCUGGACGCCAGACAGUCUUCGGGAUGGUCCGUUGAAUUGGCAUAGUAGAGUCCGUCGUAUCCGGCGCCGAGGGAGAUAUUUCGAUCAUGCAUAGGGUACGAGGAUACACUUCCAUAAGAAAAGCACAGGCCGACAUGCGUAAUUCCUGCAUGUACAGAGGUCAUAUUCCAUCAUCCUGUGCGUGGACCUCGGCGUCGUAGGGUUGCAGGGUACGUGUGGUCUCUGCUGGGAGAGGAGGGGUAGAGAAUGGGUACAUAACCUUCUCCAUGCAGAGUACUAGUGAGGCUUGAAGACAUGAUUGGACUAGAUCUGGGUGGCCAGUACCCGACUCCCAUCGACCACGUAAGAGACACAAGGUUUUCUUCCCGGAUGUGGAUGUGCACGUAGAUAUGUUGGCAGAUAUGUUGAGAGCCUGUCCCAUACGUGCACUGAGUAAACGCAUGAGCGCGUCUGAAAGUGAUUCCCACGGUGACUGCCAUGAUUUCCGUCAUGUCAAACUCCUCGCUACGCUCUGCAGACGCCACGAGAGCAGUGGUUCCCGUCGGAGAUGAGCGACCUUCAAACCUUCGAACACUUUCAGCAGUACGUGAACAGGUCGCACAAGAAAUCGCAAUGCGAACGGUGAACAAAGCGCAAGUUGUUGAUGGUACCCUUUCCCCCCAUCCCUAAAGAGCAAGAAACUAACACCGCUCAAGUCUAGACGUACAAAUAGGCGUCUCGUUCACAUUUUCGAGCAAAAAGUCUUCCGAUGCCGACUUGGAUUUCCUCAAACUCAUCGCGUCGCAGAUUGUACUAUUGACGGUUUCCAAGGACAACAAUUAUAUGUACGUGGUUGCGACGUCUGGACUCCCACCACCCGACGUCCCAUACAAUUUUAUCCUCAUCUGCGCAUCAGACGAUGACUACCUGCAACGUGCACUGGCACUGAUAUCAUCCAAGUUUGUGGGAAGGGUGGAUAAAGUUCGUGCGAUAACACCAGUGGCAUAUGUAGUGGAGGUUCGGGAGGUGGGACUGAGUUCGUAUGACGAGUUGGCACUAUGGGACGCUGUUAGGAAAAGCGCACGAGCACCGAUAGAUCCUUUGGUACCCCCACCGGGAUCGAGAAGCGCGGAAAGGAUGUUGAGCGAUGCUCGAGCUCAUCUUCAGCGGUUGACACCCAAGAGGGCGUUUGAAGAGUUGAGAGAUCCUGUGGAAGACGGAGUGCAGGCACCCACGUUCCUUGUUGACAUCCGAGAGGAACGGGAACGUAGUCGGGAAGGAGGCAUCAAAGGGGCUGUCGUGGUGGAUCGCAAUGAGCUGGAAUGGAAGUUUGACCCAAGGGCGCCAAAGGGAGAACGACUGGGCGUGGUGGACAGAUAUGACUUGAGAGUCAUCGUCUUUGACGGAGACGGGCGAGCGAGCAGCCUGGCCGCGUAUCAGCUACGGCAGUUGGGAAUGUGGAACGCGACAGACAUUGUCGGGGGUUUCAGGGCGUGGAAAGAAGACGGGUUUCCUGUCAGCGAACGAGGGAUUGACGGACUGUUGGUGGAUCUGGACAUCAGUAGGCUUGGCGCGUGAUUGACGUCCAUGUACCUUAGCUACUCCUAACUCGGUCUUCUCUCGCGAUGCCUCCUAUCUCACAAGGGCGCUGUUCAUGUCAUGUCAAACCUCACCCUGUGC
Marasmius oreades (fairy-ring Marasmius) is the source of this 1709-nucleotide messenger RNA. RefSeq lists its product as uncharacterized. The transcript has a single exon. The coding region runs from base 873 to 1607 and encodes 244 amino acids. The record is from RefSeq and is a predicted model, not a curated record. Lineage: Eukaryota; Fungi; Basidiomycota; Agaricomycetes; Agaricales; Marasmiaceae.